Micropterus salmoides (largemouth bass) is the source of this 2152-nucleotide messenger RNA. RefSeq names its product ETS domain-containing protein Elk-3-like. Gene Ontology annotation, biological process: regulation of transcription by RNA polymerase II; cell differentiation. The transcript has 5 exons. NCBI's taxonomy places the organism in Eukaryota, Metazoa, Chordata, Actinopteri, Centrarchiformes, Centrarchidae. Gene Ontology annotation, molecular function: sequence-specific DNA binding; DNA-binding transcription factor activity, RNA polymerase II-specific. Gene Ontology annotation, cellular component: nucleus. Bases 314 to 1507 code for a protein of 397 amino acids. The record is from RefSeq and is a predicted model, not a curated record.
UCUGCGGCAUGUGUGCCGACACAGAGUAACGUUAGGCCUACUGCUGGCCGUCAGCGGACAGGCAGAGAAGAGGAGGGGAGGAAAAGUGUGUUUACACAGACGGCAAACUGCCUGGGGAAUCGUAGGGGAGAGGAAGUCAGCCGGCUCUGUGUCUGCCUGCUCCAACUUCCUGCUCAGAGAAAGAAAAAGCUCAGGAUCCUAUUUCAGUCCAGUACAACUGUGUAGACUAGAAGUAAGCAUGGAAAAACAAGGAAUCACACAAGCUUCACCGUAAACUUCGCGGAGUAAAAAGACCAAGUCAAAGAUCGCAGGUAUGGACAGUGCCAUCACCCUGUGGCAGUUCCUGCUGCAGCUGCUGCUGGACCAAAGCCACAAACACCUGAUAUGUUGGACGUCCACAGACGGAGAGUUCAAGCUACUGAAGUCAGAGGAAGUGGCCAAGCUGUGGGGGCUGCGCAAGAACAAGACCAACAUGAACUACGACAAGCUGAGCAGAGCCCUGCGCUACUACUAUGACAAGAACAUCAUCAAGAAGGUGAUUGGCCAGAAGUUUGUGUAUAAGUUUGUGUCCUUCCCUGAGAUCCUUAAGAUGGACCCCCAGGUGGUAGAGAUGGGCCUGGCUUCUGGAAGGUUUCCCAUCCAGGAAGGAGAGGCAUCUGAACUGGAGGUAGAGGAGGAGGAGGAAGAGGAAGGUGAGGAGGAUACCCAGAGGAGGACCCUGGCAGCCCUGGGGGCGCAGCAAUGUCGGAACGACUACCUUCGCUCAGGUCUCUACUCGUCCUUCAGCAUCAGCUCCCUGCAGAACCAGCCUGAGCUGCUCCGUGCCCUGCGGGAGCGCCAAGAGGAGCCGCGCUCCGUCAUCCGCUUUGGUGCUAAUGAAAGGAGCUCCCCUCCCUCUGCCAAACCCGAGUCCUACAUCUCCCCCAGGCUAUCCAAACACCACUCACCAUCCUCUCCCCACACCCAGCCCGGCCAAAGCUGGAGCCCUGGUGCCGAGGAGGAGGAGGACUCUGACCAGAGCGCUCAGCCCCUCAACCUCUCCUCUGGGCACAGAGAGCGAGCCCUGCAGCCUCCUGAGAGGAGGAGCAGCAGUAGUGGUAGAAGUAGCUCUACUAGUAGUAGUAAUAACCAAGGAGAUGGACUCCCACCAAAAAGCAAAAAGCCCAAAGCUCUGGAGAUCUCUGCGCCAUCCCUACUGCUUGCAGGGAGCGACAUCGGCUCCAUCGCCCUCAACAGUCCAGCACUGCCGUCUGGCUCCCUCACUCCUGCCUUCUUCACUGCACAGACUCCCUCUGGUUUGCUGCUGGCUCACAGUCCUCUGUUGUCAGGCAUCCACUUCUGGAGCAGCUUGAGCCCAGUCGCUCCGCUCAGCCCCGCCCGGCUGCAGGGCCACAGCUCCCUAUUCCAGUUCCCCAGCCUAAUCAACGGACACAUGCCUGUCCCCCUGCCAAACCUGGAAGGAACACCCUCCUCUCUGCUCCUGUCCCCCACCACUCACAAAUCCUGAUCCGGGGUCUGUCAAAAAACCUCCCAUCUUAAUCCAUCUCUUGUUGAAAAUUUCUCACAAUCAUCAGCAGCAGCCAUCUCUUGUUCGUCCUGUUAAAUUUUGACAGUAUGUGACCUCACUUUUUUGCACUUGAGUUGCUUCAGACUCCAGUGGUUGAAAGCACUUGGUAAAAGCCAUGCGCCACGAUGUCUGUGAGACGUCUGGCUCCUUGUGAUAAAGUAUAGCACAUUUCCACAUGACCCUGUCCACAAUGGACAGUAGUGACGUGUAGCUAGCUGCAAAAGACUAGCCAGCCGCUCAUUCUGCGCAGAGAGCUUGGCUAUUUUAAUCUUGUAACAAAAAAAACAAACACCUUUUUUCCUUAAAUGUUUAUCACAAUGUGAAACUGGUAGUUUCACAUGUGGUAUUGUAUUGUAUGCACUAAGCUUUUCAGAUAGUACCGGCUGUGCCUUGUUGUCCUAUUUUUCUUUGUUUUUUCAAAAUCUUUUAAAUGAAGACAAGAUUUCAAAUCAAUGAAAAACCUUUGUAACACUUGUAAUGUUCUUUUUUUUAUACUGGACUUGGUAUACAGUUUGUAUUCUGUAUAAUUUUGUAUUGUGACGAAUGUCUUGUCAUUUUCAAUAAACAAAGCAUUGAAUGCUUGAA